This is a messenger RNA of Prinia subflava (tawny-flanked prinia), 3357 nucleotides long. It is a transcript of the gene GPR65, whose product is annotated as G protein-coupled receptor 65. Gene Ontology annotation, biological process: G protein-coupled receptor signaling pathway. Gene Ontology annotation, cellular component: membrane. The coding region runs from base 335 to 1372 and encodes 345 amino acids. Gene Ontology annotation, molecular function: G protein-coupled receptor activity. Lineage: Eukaryota; Metazoa; Chordata; Aves; Passeriformes; Cisticolidae. The transcript has 3 exons. The record is from RefSeq and is a predicted model, not a curated record.
GUCUCUGCUGUCCCUGUAUCUGAUCAAGCAGAAGCAGACACGUUUCUUAGAAGCAGGUACGGGUUACAGUGCCAGUGGCGUAACGGGAGCGCUGCACGGGGACACGUGGCUGCCAAGGAUAGCUGUAAGCCAAUACCAUCCUCCUAGGCAAAACCAGCAGGUGUGCUGAGUAGCAGAGAGAAAACCAGGGAAUGCUUCAGAUCACGCAUUCAGAAGGCUGGAAUCUUCUCAAUCAGAUCCUGAAGAACUAACAGAUGACAGCCCAUCAGACUGCAACAAGGGGUUUUAUUGCACGCAGGCUGGAAUUAUCUCAAGGAUACUACUGGGGUGGAUAAUGAACAACAGCACUGAGUGUCAUGAUGAACACACCCUGGAUAAGUAUUUGUUUCCAUCUGUGUACAGCAUUGUGAUGAUAUUCAGUAUUCCCACCAACUGCAUAUCUCUGUAUGCAUCUUGCAUUCAGGUGAGGAAAAAGAAUGAGUUAGCAGUCUAUAUCUUUAGCCUGUCCCUGGCUGACCUUUUGUACUCUUUGAUUCUGCCUCUGUGGAUUGAUUAUGCGUGGCAUGGAGAUGACUGGAGGCUCUCUGCCUUGCUUUGUCAGAUUUUUGCCUUCCUUAUGUAUAUGAAUUUCUACACCAGCACUGCGUUCCUUGCUUGCAUUUCCCUUGACAGGUACCUGGCAUUAGUUCACCCCUUGAAGCUCCAGUACUUGCGCACAAGAAGGUUUUCAUUGAUUGUCACCAUAAUUGUUUGGCUUCUGGAAAGCAUCUUUAAUUCAGUCAUAUUGGUGCACAAAGAAGUAUUCAAUGACCCUUGCAAUUCCACUAAUCAUACAUUAUGCUAUGAUAACUACCCCCUGGAAAGGUGGCAGGCGAACAUAAAUUUAUUCCGGAUAUUCUCAGGGUACUUGGUCCCUUUGAUAAUCAUUGUGUUUUGCUACCAUAAAAUCUACCAAGUAGUGAGGGAUAACCAAGCCACAGUAGAUGAAGAAAAGAAAAAAGUGAAGAAACUUAUUCUGAACAUCACAGUUAGUUUCAUUGUUUGUUUCACUCCUUAUCAUGUUGUAUUGCUUAUCCGCAGCAUCAAAGAACCUUUCACGUCUGACCCACAUUUUUUGUUGUUGAUGUAUAAGGUUUACAGAAUCACACAGGCCUUAGCAAGUUUGAAUUGCAUUGCGGAUCCCAUUCUGUACUGCUUUGUGAGCGAAACUGCACGAGCAGACGUAGUGAAUUUGCUCAGGUGUUGCUUGUGCCCACGAAAGCGAGAGGAAGGCCAAGUGAAAGAACAUGCUCUGUGCAGUUCUGCUGCAAAGAACACUGCACUGAUCACCUACAGAACUUCCUGUGAAACACAGUCUCUCAAAAAUUCCUGAAAGAGCACAUGCAAAGGAAAACUGGAUAACCUAAAAGGAAAAGGAAGAAAAAAUCUUCUCCACUCUGUACCUAGCAAAUGCCCCAAAGGUCAGAGACACCAGUCUAAGCAAAACCAGGAGCUGGAGCCAAUAAGAACUUACUGCAGGGUCAAUGAAAUCAAUGGAAUAUCAACACAUCUUUAAAUCAUGUAUGGUAUAUAAAUCAAUGACAACAAACAAAUGCACAGUCAAGAAGGAUGGCUGUGACACACUGACAGAAUUACUGAGCAUCCCCCACAGAACUGUCUCCUGUUGCAGCUUACUAAGCUGGAGGAAGGCUGAAGUCCUCUUUGUCCUGAUUAGCAAAAGAGCAGACGGGGGGGGAGUGUGGUAAAUUUCUCUGUAAUUUCAUGGUGUUAUUUAUGCUGCUAAGAUGGUUCCUGUGUUUCAUUAAAGACUCAAAUUCUACUUUAGCAUACUUCUGGAAUCAGACACUUCUUAAAAUGGGCACUUACCUGCUCUUAAGCUUUUGUUUUUCUUGAAAAAUAUAUGUUUUAAUGUAUAAUUGUUUGUCAUGCAGUUUCAUUACAAUACCUGUGUUGGGUUUCAGAUAGUUGAAGAUUCAUUCAUUCACAUGCCUAUAAAGAAGCAAAUUCUAGCCACUAGUGUUUUAACUUGGAGGAAACUUUCCCUGAUACAUGUAGGAGAGGAAGAGAAGGAUAGAAAGGUGAGGUUUCACAUCUCAGCAAUGUAAAGGGCCAGCCUUCAGAGUUUCUUAUGAUGACUGAAAUCUGGAGUGUGGUUCCAUUUUCAGACUCAAUAGAGUAAGGUUGGCAACCAUUUACUUAACUGCACAUGGAAGCCUCAGCUACAGGUUCCAAGGCUCUCAGUCUGCCACUUUCAAAAAAAUUGAACAAGCCAGGCAGCAAUGCUGGCAAACCAUCAAAGAACAUGAAUGUACAUGUACCAACAAACAGUAAGAAGGGAAACAAAAGAACCCACAUUUUGAAAGAGGUGAUAUUAGCACAAAUCAGAAGUGUGGCUGGUAAUUCAGGGACCUGUUCAUGUGCAGGCCCCAGAAACAGAUACCUGGCUCCCUGGUUCCCUCUCCCAUCCAGACACCUGACCCUCUGGAAAGAGUUAAAACAUUACAUUUUUUCUCCUCUCACAACUUUUUUUACUUUUGCUCAAUUCCCAGGAAAAAUAUUUGGUUAUGGUGGGCUGUUUGUUUCCUAGGGAAAGAAUUUUCUUUCCAUUAAAAAAAAAAAAAAAAAAAUCACCCUCUAGCAAAUUUGUGUGGUGGAAAGGUUUUGGCCAGCACUUUUCAGCACCUUUUUAGGUCUAACAUUAUGUAUGAUGUAUGGAGGGUGUGCAUAAAGUGGUCACAAGCAAUAAGAUAUUUCUUAUGAGAAUAUUCUUUUGUGUGUAAAUUUAAAAUUUCUCCAUUGCAAAGAGCAUUUCCAUUGUUUUCAUGAGUUGCUGUAUUUAUCUAUAUUUCUGUAAUUUCAUAUUCUGAAAUGGGACCUUGCCAGGCUGUGCAAGCUGAGCUUGUUCAGCCUGGAGAAGAGAAGACUUUGGAGGACCUAAUGGCAGCUUUGCAGUCCUGCAAAGAGGGUAUUGAGAAGAUGGAGCCAAGCUCUUCACAACAGCUCACAGCAGGAGUGGUGUGUUUUAAGCCUGACUGGAAAUGAGGGACCAUGCAGGCACUCACUCAACUCUCUUCUGUUCCCCCAACAGACAGCUGGAAUGGAAAGGAGAAUCAAAGUAAAACUUGGAGGUUGAGAUAAGAACGGGUUUAUAAUCAAAAAUAAAUUAAAAAUGUAGUGAUAAUGGUCAAUUAUAAUAAUAAUGACAAUAAUAAAGGAAAAAACAAGUGACACACAACACAAUUGCUCACCACCCACUGACCAAUGCCAGACCCCACCUCCUGAACCCAGAUCAGCCACCCUUCUGGGUAACUCCCCCCAGGUUAUAUAGUGGGCAUGACAUCCUGUUGUGUGGAAUAU